This is a messenger RNA of Aureobasidium namibiae CBS 147.97, 852 nucleotides long. RefSeq lists its product as uncharacterized. Lineage: Eukaryota; Fungi; Ascomycota; Dothideomycetes; Dothideales; Saccotheciaceae. The transcript is spliced from 2 exons. The coding region runs from base 1 to 852 and encodes 283 amino acids. The record is from RefSeq and is a predicted model, not a curated record.
AUGGGUGCAUCAAGCAAGAUCAUCGAUGAUGUUCACGGCAGCGUGAUGGACAUCGCACUCGGCUCCCUUCGGGCGCGCAACACACCUAUGCUCAAGGUCGAAGGCUUGUACUGGAUCCUCGACGAAAACCUGCGCCCUGCCAUCGUCGUCGGCUACGGAACCAACGACCCAGAGAAGAUGUCGAGCAUCCACCACAUCAUCAAGUUCCACGUUCGUAAGCGUCCUAUCUUCAACGUUGUCUCCGCCAUGGAGGACUAUAGUGUCAAGCACACUCGUGUCGCCACGCCCAACGUGGUGCUCUUCGACGAAAAGAUCCCUGCGCCAAACAUCAAGGCGGCCAGAGAUUACCUCGAGGCUCAGUACAAAGACUAUGUCCUCGAUGUUGUUGAUGCCUUCCGCGGUCGUAAAUUCGUGGUUCAGUUCGAGACCAAGGCAGAUGUCGGCAAGGCCAAGAAGAAGGCCAAGAUCGUCAAGGCAAGAGCGGUCAAGCAAAAGAAAAUCGCACGCACCAUCGUCGAAGACGACGACGAGGAUGGUCCCUUGCGCUGCUUGACCCCCAUCAGGAAGUACGCCAGCGCUCAGCCUGAACGCGCCGACAGUCUCAUGGGCGAAGCUGGCAGUCCCAACUUCACCUACAAGAAUUCUGCCGACGGUCUGACACUUGUGAUUGACCCUAACGUUCCCAUCAUCUCGAUCGAAGACGGUGGCCAUGGGCUCAGCACCUCUAACAAGCCUGACGACAACUUUCACGGCUUCACCACCCCGAUCAGCAUAAACCACACUGCCUGCGACUUGCUGAACAGCUCGCCCACUGCAUGCACUGCUCAGCAAGCUCUCUUUGAGCCUUGCUGA